Prunus mume (Japanese apricot) is the source of this 1748-nucleotide messenger RNA. RefSeq lists its product as uncharacterized. Gene Ontology annotation, biological process: Golgi vesicle transport. Gene Ontology annotation, cellular component: membrane. NCBI's taxonomy places the organism in Eukaryota, Viridiplantae, Streptophyta, Magnoliopsida, Rosales, Rosaceae. The record is from RefSeq and is a predicted model, not a curated record.
CUUCCCUUUGCAUCCCGACAUUUUGCUAACCCCUCCAUCUGUAACCCUAAACCCUUAAAACCCAAAUUUCAUUCGACGCUUUCAAAUUAAAAUUUGGAUCUUUAUGUAAAUAAAUAUUGCAAAUUUUCGCUUUGGAGGUGAGCGUAAAACAAAAUAGAAAAUUCAAAAAUGGCGUCGAGUUUGCACCAAUGGGAGUCAGACCCUCUGUUUGCAGCAGCCGAAGUUGUCCAAGAUUCUGCUGACAGGAUGGAAUCCGUUUUCCGCCUUCUGCUGCAUGAGCUCAGUCUUAUUCAAGGUGACUGUCCAGACCUAAAGUUACUUGUGUCGAUAGAUUGUCAUAAACGUGAUCUCGCAACAACACUUGAAACAGCAAAGUGGCAGUUGGAAGAUUUUGAAAGAGCAGUCAGCUUUUCAGCUACGGCAGGCAAGCCCCAACUACAGGAGGAUGUACUUUCAAGGCACAAUCAGUUUAUCAGAGCCAUUAGAGAACAAAUACUUUAUGUGGAGAAGAACUUGGAGGGAACAUCAAUUGGAGAUCCCACGAGAAAUACAGAGUGUGUCAACUUGAAUGAACAAGAUAGAGAUGGGUUGGCAUUGUUUCUUUCUGGGGGAAAUGACACAGACCACUCUGGUUGUUAUGAUGUGGAGGACAACAGUAUCUUGGAAAGAUUUCUUGAUCCAAUUACAUCUAGUGCUAAAGACAGUACUUCUGGGAUUGUUGAGAACAAAAGCCGAGGAAUUGAGAACUUGAAUAUGAAUGGAGUAGUGCCUUUGGACCGUGCUAUUGACUCGAGGAAGGAGAACAACUUGACGAAAGUUGGUUCUUAUAACAGAUUUGGUGAAGGUACAAGGUUGAGUUCUGAAUUAACAGAUUAUUUUCCAGAGACAUCUGGUGACAGAUAUGGAGGUGAUGGGAGUCGGGAUUUGGAGGCUAAUGAAGCCAAACCUGAAAGCUUCUUUUGUGAGAACAAGUUGAGAAGGUUCUGCAGCAUAACAAACGUUCUAGGGUUCUUGAAUAACAUAAGGACUGUUUGUGGGAGUAGGGUCACUAGGAAUUAUACAAAGAGAUUUAAAGAUGGAGAAGAACAAAGUCAUUCCCCAUCAUGUGCUGCUGAUGUUUCUCAUGCUGCACAGGGGCAGCGUCAGGGAACACGGUUAGCAUUUGGAUAUAGAAAUUUUGGAGAAUUAUGUGUUGGGGUUCGGUCAAAAGUUAUGUACUUACAGUCCUGGCUUGGUGUAUUUAGGGCAAGAUAUCAAAGAUCACCUUAUGACAUCCAAGUUCAGUGGCAUUCUGUUCAAUUGGUAUUGAUAGUGGUGCUUACACUCAUUAUUCUAGGUAUACUGGUGUCCUGGCUUGCUUAGGGACAUUCAUUCUUUUGGGUACAUCUUACAAUCUGUGUGUGCAAGGGUUUUCUCAAGACUUUUUAACCGUGGGAAUGACCUGCUUUGUCAUUAUCUGACCCGAUUGUUAUGGUUGGGUGCAAACACCUCUGGGCAUCGGGUCAUUAUUUGAGUGUGAAUAUCUUUGACAUUAAGAUGUAUUGUCUCUCUGAUUGACGAUACUGCUAGUAGUGGAUAUGACUGUUAUGUCAAGAAUACUUUGGCCCUUGUUUAUAUUCUUCUAGCAGUUUGUAAAUCUGUCUUUUACUCUGAGUGAUGAUUUUGUUUUUUGGUCUGCAACUCCGAGUAGCUAGUACUGGUGCAAUACAGAUUUGGGACCCUUUGAACUGGCUCUGUUGAUUGAAAAA